This is a messenger RNA of Mytilinidion resinicola, 1074 nucleotides long. RefSeq names its product S-adenosyl-L-methionine-dependent methyltransferase. The record is from RefSeq and is a predicted model, not a curated record. Gene Ontology annotation, molecular function: methyltransferase activity. Bases 1 to 915 code for a protein of 304 amino acids. Lineage: Eukaryota; Fungi; Ascomycota; Dothideomycetes; Mytilinidiales; Mytilinidiaceae. The transcript is spliced from 9 exons.
AUGGCAAAUCCAGUGCACAAUGCCACAACGUCACUAGCAGAGUCCAUAUGGAGCUAUCGCGUUGAACACGGCCGGACCUAUCACGCGUACAAGGACGGGAAUUACAUUUUUCCAAAUGACGAUCAAGAGAAAGAUCGACUCGACCUGCAGCACCACCUUUUUAACCUAUGCUUCAAGGACAAGCUGUUCUUUGCACCGGUUCGAGAGCCGAAACAUGUUUUGGACGUGGGUACAGGCACUGGAAUUUGGGCACUCGACUUUGGUACGACAAGCCCUCUCUCAAAUGUGGUUCAGGUCGUCGGGACGGAUCUUUCGCCGAUCCAGCCGUCGUUUGUCCCGCCGAAUCUGUCUUUCAUAAUAGAUGACGCCGAAGACGAGUGGCUGUGGAAACAAAAAUUCGAUCUCAUACAUCUCCGACUGAUGGGAGGCUCGUUUAGAGACUGGCAGGCGAUAAUACAGUCGGCGUACGACAAUUUGGCCCCUGGCGGUUACCUCGAAAUUCAAGACUACGUUCUACCCGCGAGGUCACCGGACGAUACUGCGAAAGGAACCGACCUUGAGCGAUGGGGUGAGAUCUUGAUCGAAGCUGCAGGCAAGGCUGGACGGCCAAUUGAUGCUAGCAAACACUUCCGGCAGUACAUGCUUAACGUCGGGUUCGACGAUAUCCACGAGCUGAGCUUCGCAUGGCCAACAAACCCAUGGCCCAAGGACAAGGACCUGAAGAUGCUGGGCAGAUGGAACCUGGUCAACAUCACUGACGGCAUGGAAGGCUUCUGUUUGGCGUUGAUGACACGAGUCCUAGGAUGGAAAAAGGAAGAAGUUGAUAUCCUCUGCGCCAAAGUGAAAAGCGAUCUCAAGAAUAGGUCGAUCCACGGGUACUUUGAGAUCCCGGUAGUAUACGGACGGAAGCUGUGAUGUUGUGGCCGUAGGACAGCCGGGCCUUAGGCUGAGAUGAAAGAGAAAGCAAUGCACGACUCCCUACGUCUGGGCCCAUGCAACCAGAACGGACGGGCGCUGCCGGUUGAGAUUGAGGGUGUGGUGGAGGCUGUGACAUGCUGCGGUUAGGAGGCUGCC